Molecule: messenger RNA, 2245 nt
Organism: Lampris incognitus (smalleye Pacific opah)
Lineage: Eukaryota; Metazoa; Chordata; Actinopteri; Lampriformes; Lampridae
Gene: plekhb2
Product: pleckstrin homology domain containing, family B (evectins) member 2
Exons: 8
Coding region: 133-807 (224 amino acids)
Biological process (GO): regulation of cell differentiation
Cellular component (GO): membrane
Source: RefSeq, a predicted model, not a curated record
AAACGGUCGUGCUUUUUUGGGUCAUAGGAAGUAACUCGCUUGUUUUUACAUACAACAGCGCGUUGUGUACUCAGCAUCAUUUGCCUUACUCUACCUUUCCUUCUGAUACACAAUCAAGUCCUGCUUCACAAGAUGUCCAUUGUGAAAAGUGGUUGGCUCCACCGACAGAGUACCAUUUUACGUCGGUGGAAGAGAAACUGGUUUGACUUGUGGGCUGAUGGACGAUUGGUUUUCUAUGAUGACCAACAACGUCGAGACAUGGAGGAUGAUAUUCACAUGAGAGUAGACUGCAUUAACAUUCGCAGUGCUACUGCAUGUCAAGAGCUGAACCCACCAGAUGGAAAGAGCCGUGAUGCCUUGCUCCAGAUAGUUUGUAGAGAUGGGCGUGUCAUCAGCCUCUGUGCAGAUGGUGCAGAUGAUGCAAUGGCUUGGAUGAUGGCUCUUCAAGAUGCUAGAAUUAAUGUGAUGAUUAGUCCUCCUCAAAUUGGCUUUGGACAAGAAGUGGUUGCAUCUGCUCCUCCCCCUUAUUCAGAAUACCCUACUCCACCUCAGCAGGUUUAUGCCCAGGGCCCAUAUGGCGACUAUGCUGCACCUCCACCACACGGUACCCAGAUCAUGUAUUCUGCUGAUGGGCAGCCUUAUGCUGUUGCAUAUCCCUAUCAAUACCAAGGAGCGUAUCCUCAUCCUGGGGUGAACCAGGUCAUUGUUCGAGAACGCCAGCGUGAGGAUGCAGGAGACGUGGCUUUGGGCAUGCUUGCAGGAGCUGCGACUGGGUUGGCUCUUGGCUCUCUCUUUUCUGUCUUCUAGUGUCUGCACAGGAGCUGCAACCUAACUAAUAAUACACAUCUAGUGGCACACUUUAUCCUAUAUUUGCAGCAUUUUAGCUUCUUCUCUGUAAGAUUUCAUAGAGAUGGAGUAAAAUGUAAGUGUAUAUGUUUGGUUUUUCUCCACCUAUGAGGCAUGAUUGUGAUGUGCCAGUGAAAUAAUCCUGUUGUGUCCUUACCAAAGCCUUCCAUAUAUGCGGUUAGCACUUUCUAAUAGGCCCUUGGUUGUGGCAUUUCCCCACUCCCUUUGUUUUGUAUGAAUAUGAAUGUACGUAUGAAGAAACAAAGACUUAUUUAAGCUCAGGAGAAGAGGUUUCUUUCAGGUCGUGUACAUUUCAGGUCCCCUUACUGGAUGUCCCUUUUUUUUUUAAAGCCAUCAGUUUGUUUGUUGUGAUUUGUCAUACAGCCAUCCCUUUUGCUGUGUUAUCUUAGGAGGAAUAUAUAUAAUGAGCUUUUUCAUGUUUUACACGGUUGAUUUUUUUUUUCAUGCAUUGUACUUUUUGUUGCAUUUCUCCACUUUGUGCCCUACAGUGUUGCCUGGUAAUUGGUCUUUGCAAUAAGCCAGAUACUGAGAUACUGAAUUUUUGUACAUUCGCAGCUCAUUUGUGAUGGGAGCGGGUAAGGAGACAUGCAGUGUCAGGAAGUGUGCACAUGCAAUACAAUAAUCUCAUGAGCUUUAUUUUGCAUUGUGAUGGACAGUGACAUGCUGGGCCUGUCUGAAUGUGAGGCCACCUCAUCACUACAACUGUUGUGUGUUGAAAACACUGACAUAGGCUGAGCUUGGGGGUAAAAAAGGGACUUCACUCUUUUCAUCACUUAUAUUUGCAUGCCAUUUAUUUCUUCUCCACUGGCAGCUGUUGAUUCUUUGACUUUUGAAAUGUGUGGAUGGAUUCGUAGAGGUUCAUUCUGGUUGAAGCAAACAGGCAUCAGGUUUAUCAUGGUAUAUCGGUGGUCUCUUUAGAUUUACAUUACAUUUAAUUGACCUGAAUUUGACUUUGACACCCCACUCCAACUUAAUAAUGGCAAAAUAUGACUUUACUCAUAUGUUGCCAUUGUUCUUGUUAUUUAUAGUUUUACCUAAACACUCUAAUAUCCACUUUGUGCUGCUUAGCUAAGGCAUACUGUAGAAGGGAAAUCUACGUCGGCUUUUCUAGCUGAAUAGUUCAUGACUCCAAUAAUGUGUUUUGAUUCAAAACUCGUAAGACAUUUGUACCUCUCUGUUUCAUUUCAAAUCAAAAACCAACUAUCUUGUGCUGAUCCAUUCUCCAGUGAUCUUAAGCUUGUUUAAAAGAUGUGAAAUGAAGUUAAAAACCCAUUGUCAUCAUUUAGAACAUUAAUCAUAUUAAAAAUUUACCCAACAUUUGAAGUAAAAAUAUCUGACCAUUAAGAAGUGUAUUUUAACUACUAAAUGUAUUCACAAG